ACAGCGCAUCUUGUGAGAGGAGCAGUCACUCAGAGCAGCAACAUGUCUUUCUCGUGGAGUGUACUGUUUGUCACAGUGUUGGGAUCAGUGUCUUCUGAACUUUACACGGCUCGCAUAAACAUGGCAGGAAUCCGGGGCACUGUUGACUUCGACACCGGUUCACAAGAGAUCUCGACCAAUUUGACGAGCGAUUGUGCUCAAGUCAACGUUUCCAUCCACGAAUUGCCAAUCAUGUACGGUCACUCCGAGAGCCCCUGCAGCCCGGCGAAUACCGGUGGCGAGAUCUAUAGAUUCGUCGGGAAUGGGAUGCACAGUACGCUGAAUUACAGCGACUUUUUCAAGACAGAAUCUUCCUUGUCAGAUCUGUCAGUCAUCAUCCACCAUUGCCAAACCGAUUCCCGAGCAUGUGGCACCGUAACAAAGAAAUCCGGACUCACCAAGACCUGGCAGGGGAAAUUCUUUAUCUCUGUAGCCGGUGAGGUGUACAUCCGCCAGAAUGUUAACGAGACCUCGUCCAGAAUUCUAACAGACCUCAGAGUGACCAACAGCAGUAGGCACAUUCAGAACGUAUCUCUGUACCUUUCACAGACUUGUGUUGAGGGGGCACAAGACAACGCGACAUCUAAUCGGGUACUCCUGGGCGAGUUCCAAGUCGGUACCCCUUUAAAUGCUCGAAGAUUUCGAAACGAUGGGGUCAAUUUAACAACAGGGACUCCAGAAAAGUUUCUGGUCAUGAACGACAAUGGAACAUUGCAUUGUGCUGAACUUAGGCAGCUGGAAGCAAAGAGGGUUUCUGCUGUCAUAGGCAUGAAAGGUGUCAAGGGGUAUUUAAAUUUCAGCCAAAUAUCUCCAUUUGAUCCUACAAUUUUCACCAUUUUUCUGACAAACCUGAACAAGCUGGCUAAAGCAUACCAUGUCCAUAAUUUUCCCGUGCCACAACAGCGUACUGCAAAAGAUAUGCUUUGUAGCAAUGAUAACCUAGGAGGACACUGGAAUCCAUUUGGCUUAGAUACAUCCAGCACCUCCUAUCCCAAAUUCCCGAAUGGGACCCAUGAUCACUAUGAAGUAGGAGAUCUGAGUGGAAGGCAUGGCUCUUUAGCUGAUAUGAAUGAGUUUGAAAAAACCUUCAAGGACUGGAAUCUCCCUUUAUUUGGGACCAACAGCAUUGUUGGUCGUUCGGUGGUCAUCCACCACCCCAAUAGUUCUCGUUGGCUGUGCGGCAGUAUUGGAUACCCAGGAGAGGUCAAAACUGCAGUAGCCAUAUUUACAAGCCCUGUGGCAGGAAGAAUAAUGUUUAAACAAUUGGCAAACAAUCCCUACUCAGAUGUAACUAUCUUUUUGGAACUUUCUUAUGUCAACUCGUCCGCCUUAGUCACAGAUGGUCAUAACUGGCAUGUCCAUGAAUAUCCUAUUAGUUCAGAAUCAGAUUCUGACACAAGUAUUUGUUCAACUACCAUGGGGCAUUUUAACCCUUUCAAAGUAGACGUUAAAAAUCUUUAUAAAACGGAGUGCAGUCCUGAAAGCCCUUUCAGGUGUGAAAUUGGAGACUAUGCCAGUAAACAUAAAGCAAUAAAUCUGCCUAACCGCACUGGAACUGUUAAUACCAAGAGUUUUUUUACUGAUACCACUUCAGCGCUUGAUGGACAACGUUCCAUUUUCCCCAGAUCAGUAGUUAUUCACGGAAAAAAUUACUCAUCUACCCGGUUAGCUUGUGCAAACCUAACCCUCCUUCACUCAGUUCAAUUGAGGACUGAUGCAUGGAUGGGUGUUGGAAAACUAAAUGGAAAUGUAACAUUCAAACAAGUUUCCAAUUUGGAUCCCACUGUCAUUCAGACGAAUUUAAUGGAUAUAAAUGGAAACGCAAAAAAUUAUUUCAUAAAUACUCUUCCCAUCAAGAAUGGCUCUUCGGCAUGUUCUGACGCCAAUGUUGAAGGGCAUUACAACCCAUUCUCUGUGAAUAUGUCUUUGUCUCCUGCACCAGGCAAUGGUACAGCUGAUCAGUAUCAAGUUGGUGAUAUCAGUGGUAAAUUUGGAACAUUAUCUGGUCUAAAACAGUCAUUCCAACAGCAUAUAGACACCAACAUGGCACUGUUUGGACCUCGUAGUAUUGCCGGACGUUCAUUGGUUAUUUACUCGUCAAAUGAAUCACGUUGGCAAUGUGCAAAUCUAAUCGCUGACAAUGAUGCUGCAGGGGAGUGGAUUCGAGCCAAGGUUGUCUUUAAUGGCACGAUGAACGGGACAGUCACACUGUUGCAACUAGUCUUCCCAGAUGGGAGUUCAAGUGACACAACAGUGGAAGUGUACCUUCAGCAAACGAGGAGACACUCUAGUGCUAGUGAGGAUCUAAAAUGGCAUAUUCACACCUACCCCAGAAAAGAAGAUGACCAGACCUGCAGCAACGUAGGAGGACAUUAUAAUCCUUACAAAAUCGACACAAAGGCCAAAUACAAUUCCACCUGUUCGUUAUCUUAUCCUUUGCACUGUGAAGUGGGAGACAUGAACUCCAAACAAGGCCCCAUCAGUCUUGGGAAGAGAUACUUAAUGAAUGACGUCAAUCUGCCACUAAAUGGAGAUUUUACUGUUGUGGGCCGAUCAGUGGUGGUCCACAGUAAUGGACCUAAAGGAAAGUUGAUGAAUUGUGGUACCGUUGUUGCCGACUCUCCAGUGAAAUCACUUAUUUUUCCCACCGUGAAACAUUUCAGCAGAUAUGAUUUCCGUCAUACCAUUGCUGACUUCCUGGGGAUUCAAGUCUGGAGGGUAACCAUUUUACCAGAAGGAAAAGGUGUGUUGGUGACAAAGGGCUGCCAGAAAGUCCGCUUUUACACCGUGGGAAAUGUUGAUCAGCAAAAACUGAAUGCAAUAGAGAAAAGUAAGGAGUUGGGUAAUUACACAACUACAGACGAUUGCAGAUCAGAUCCCAGUGGCGCUGCCGGCUCUGGCCAUUUCCCAAAUGACCAAACACUGAUUCUCUUGAUAUUGGCUGUAAUGAUGCAGUUUGGUCUGUACUGUGUAUUAGAAUAGUUGACUUUGCUCUGUGGAUGACGCUAGCUAUCUGCCUCAGUAUUGCUGUCCAACCCAGAAUACUGCCUUCCCCCGACCCAAACCCAACUUUAAUGCAUUUAAAUCAACUCAGAGCCUUUGCUGUCUUUGGUCACCUUGCAUCGCACACACUAAUCCAUUUUUUUUAGACCUAUACUUUUAUUUUCCUAUGAACCAACAUCUAAGAUGUAAAGUGGAACAUAUUCAUAGGGAUAUCUUUUGGUUAAAAGUAGCAGUGAAUCAACUCAAAAAGAUGCAAUGAAAUUAUUGCAAGGGAGCUAAUCUAAUCUCGGUAUUUAGCAGGCCGAACUGAGAUUACGUUUUUAUCUGUUGAAACAAAAAUAUACUCAGCAGUUUUAGCUGGUUGAACUCCACCAGUCCU
This is a messenger RNA of Callorhinchus milii (elephant shark), 3421 nucleotides long. RefSeq names its product Copper-only SOD repeat protein (gene cusr). Gene Ontology annotation, molecular function: metal ion binding. The transcript is spliced from 10 exons. Gene Ontology annotation, biological process: superoxide metabolic process. The record is from RefSeq and is a predicted model, not a curated record. Bases 43 to 3021 code for a protein of 992 amino acids. Lineage: Eukaryota; Metazoa; Chordata; Chondrichthyes; Chimaeriformes; Callorhinchidae.